AUGUGCAAGAGCAGGCAUCAUGAGUUGUUACAUGUGAACGAGGUCGUUACAGAAUGUGCAACAACGGGCAUCACGAGUUUUUGCGUUCGGACAGAAUCGGCGCUGCAGAAUGCACAUGUAGUGCUCGAUCACUCGCAAACACCCUCGCUGUUACUUACUGCAGUAGUGCACUUGCUAUAUCACGAAAGCAGGCCGCACGAGUGUCGUGUGCUCCUUGAUUCGGGUUCCGAAGCACAUUUCUUAACGAUCCGGUUCGCGAAUCUUCUGCGAAUAGCUAAACGGGACGCGAACGUGCCCAUUUCUGCCGAAAACGAAACGGAAACUAGAGUCAAAAAGGCAAUCUUAGCAACGUUAAAAUCGCAAGCAGAAAAUUAUGCGGUAGAAAUACAAUUAUUAUUAUUACUCACUGUAACGAAUAGGUAUCCUUCGCCACGAAAUUCACGAGAAGAAUUGACUAUACCCGCAGGGAUCCAAUUGGCAGAUCCCAAGUUUUGUGAGCCCGCGAAUAUCGACGCGAUUCUCGGUGUCGAAAUUUUUUCUUCACUUUUGCGUGCAGGACAGAUCAUUGAAGAAGCAGCUGAGAGUAUUAUUGGGUCGUACGAAGAAAAUUUUUGCGAAUCACAUUAUAAAAACAACACGCGACGGGAUGAUACUGGCAGAUAUAUAGUGAGCCUGCAUUUUAAGGAAGAAAAUAAGUUAGGAGUUUCGUAUACGAGCGCGUUACGAAGAAUUUACGCCUUAGAGCGAUCAUUAUCGCGCAAGCCGGAAAUUAGAAAUGAAUACAAUAAAUUCUUAUCCGAAUAUAAAGAACUAGGACACAUGACAACGAUAGAAGUGGGACUACACGAAGUUAGAUUCUAUUUACCGCAUCAUGCUGUACUAAAGCAUACUAGUCUUACGACAUUAUCAAUCGAAAGUUACUCAGCGCGUUAUAUUGUCCAAAAUUUCGCAGGAAAUUGA
Polistes canadensis is the source of this 960-nucleotide messenger RNA. RefSeq lists its product as uncharacterized. NCBI's taxonomy places the organism in Eukaryota, Metazoa, Arthropoda, Insecta, Hymenoptera, Vespidae. The transcript is spliced from 2 exons. The record is from RefSeq and is a predicted model, not a curated record. Bases 1 to 960 code for a protein of 319 amino acids.